Messenger RNA from Puccinia triticina, 594 nucleotides. RefSeq lists its product as uncharacterized. The record is from RefSeq and is a predicted model, not a curated record. Gene Ontology annotation, biological process: intracellular iron ion homeostasis; iron-sulfur cluster assembly. NCBI's taxonomy places the organism in Eukaryota, Fungi, Basidiomycota, Pucciniomycetes, Pucciniales, Pucciniaceae. Gene Ontology annotation, molecular function: 2 iron, 2 sulfur cluster binding; ferrous iron binding. Gene Ontology annotation, cellular component: mitochondrial matrix; cytoplasm. The coding region runs from base 1 to 594 and encodes 197 amino acids. The transcript is spliced from 4 exons.
AUGGUCUAUCAACUCUUGAACCGCUCCGGAAGCCUUUUGAGCUCCCUCUCUUCCCGUCAAGCCGGCCGCCUUUCCAAGACGCUCGUCACCCCCGGCCCAAUUAGCUCCCAAUUCCGCCGUGCGUACCACGAGAAAGUCAUCGACCAUUACGAGAACCCACGGAAUGUGGGCUCUUUUCCAAAGACUGACCACGACGUUGGGACUGGUCUCGUCGGCGCACCCGCUUGUGGUGACGUGAUGAAGCUCCAGAUUAAGGUAGACGACAAGGGAAUCAUCUCCGAUGUCAGAUUCAAAACCUUUGGAUGUGGCUCGGCUAUCGCCAGUUCCUCUUACAUGACCGAGCGAGUUAAGGGAAUGAGCUUGCAAGAAGCCGGAGCGAUCCGCAACACGGAGAUUGCCAAAGAACUGAGUUUACCGCCUGUGAAGCUACACUGCUCGAUGUUGGCCGAAGAUGCAAUCAAGGCGGCCAUUCGUGACUACCAAAACAAGCUCAAAAAGGCCGGCGCUCAAAAUGCUAACGGGUUCAUCGACGUCAGCCAGAGCGUCUCCACCGGCGAAACUAUCGCGACCGCCCAUCCUGCCGCUACCAAGUAA